UGUCCAGCUGCCUGACUGAGAGCCAGUUGGAGAACGUUGACAUACAGGUCACAGUGGAUCAUAUGGUGGAGAACUACGGCACUGAGAAAGCUAUUGGGAUCACACUGAUGAUCCUGAGAAGGAUGAACCGACAUGAUGUAGCAGAGAAGUUAGAGAGAGAUUACAGACACAGAAGAGAUAACACCGUAAAACUGUGUUAAGAAAAUGUGUCAUAAACGUUCCUUCAAACAAAGACAACAUGAUUUAAAUAGAUAAUUGUAGAUGAACAGGACAAUGUAAUACGUAAAAUAUACCGUUAUCUCUCUUCACUUCUAUAGCAGUAUCUACCACAGCAACAAGAUGGUGGAACGACUCCAGACACUGGUAAUGAUGAAGAGAGAGAGACGAAACAUGUCAGACUGACUGGAAGUUCUAGAGUCUGGGACAGAGAGGCAUCGGGCAGCAAAGUCACUGGAAUCACAAAGGAUGAAGAUUUACUGGUCGCGGUGAGGAGGAUGGGGGAUGAUUGGGUUCACACUAUCCACAUACUGCUCUGGUGAUCUAUACAGUAGCCUGCACAAUCAUUGCCAUCCCCCAAAGUCCUUUGAAAAGUCAGAAUAUUGUAUAAACUCUCAAAAAACAUUCCUUACCUCAGGAUACUUCAGCUGGUGACUAUCAUUCCUUACCUCAGGAUACUUCAACUGGUGACUAUCAUUCCUUACCUCAGGAUACUUCAACUGGUGACUAUCAUUCCUUACCUCAGGAUACUUCAACUGGUGACUACCAUUCCUUACCUCAGGAUACUUCAACUGGUGACUACCAUUUCUUACCUCAGGAUACUUCAACUGGUGACUAUCCAGGAGAAUAAAUAAAAAGGAGCACUCUGUUGCCGGGUAGAUCUGAUAGAUGUAUUAUUUGACAAACAAACAGGAUGCUUGUUUUGAAAUGUUUUUUUGGAUAUCAAGUCCCUCAGUGGAGCACCUGAUUUCCUUUUUAGUUUAAGCUGAGCUGAAGCGCGUUUGGGUAUACUAUUUUUCAUUGUAUAAAACUCUCAUUUCAACUCUGCUAGUUGUCCUGACAAAAUAUCCGCAGGAAAAGUAUUGUUGUACAGACUUUCCCAAAAUGUGGAUCUGCAGUUGUGUUUCUUCAUCAUUUCACCUAACGUCACAAUAAAAGUCGUGCAUAUGUGUGUACAAGUAAGUGAUACAGAAGAGGCUUGUGUGGAAUACUUUAGGCAUGAGGUAAAGCAAUGAAGAAAGAUACCUGCAGACUCAGUGUGUCUGUAUGUCUGUCUGUGUGAGUGAGUGUGUGGUCUUCUGUAGUCUACAGAGGUGUCCAGAGUGAAAGGUCAAGCUCCCUCCUGAUGCCUUCAUCGUCCUCAUCAUUACAGCCUGUUGAGGAAUCCAUGGAUCAUCUCACCAUCAGGACACCUCUCCAUGUCUCACCAUCAGGACACCUCUCCAUGUCUCACCAUCAGGACACCUCUCCAUGUCUCACCAUCAGGACACCUUGUCUCACCUCCACGGGAGUCACCUCUCCACGUCUCUCCUCUCCACGUCUCUCCUCUCCACGUCUCACUCCAUGUCUCACAUUCACGUGAGUGACCUCUCCAUUUCUCACUCCUCCAUCCCUGGUAAAAUUCAAUAUAUAUAUAUAUAUACUUACCAAUAGAUGGAUGGAUGGAUACUGUUGGUUGAAUAUCUGUUGUUUUGACAUUUCAGGAGCUUUGCAAUGAAUUUACUCCUGACAUCAUCACAGCAAGGAAACAUACCGGUAACUUGAUGUUCUUUUCCUUGUUCUUAUUCUUCAUUUGUAGAUACAGUAGGAACAUACUAUUCUUCAUUGUUUGUUCUACAGGUUCCAGUGCCCAAGUGCAGGUCUGUUCCAGUGCAGUAUAACAGGCCUGGUGUUUAGGAUGGAGGGAGAGGGAGAGGUGCUCUAUAGGACAGUCCCCUGGAACAGGAGGCUUCUAGCCCAGAGAGGCAAGAGACCUGCAGGACCCCUGUUCAACAUCGACUGCCCUCAGAAGUCUGUCUGCCAACUACACCUCCCACACUCUCAGAUUCAUUCUGGUAAGUAUUCAUUUCAAGUAACUUUCUGGAAUAAAAGAGGAAUUUCACUUUCAAGACUGCUCUAAAGAAGAUUACUCUGCUAAUAUUCUACAUUGUCUUGGUUGUCAUUUAUAUUGUAGUAUAUCUGAGAAAGAUCUAAAUGUUCUCUUUCUUUCCCAGGUGGUGGAUGUGACUUCCUGUCUGUAGCCCAUGUGACUGAUGACAUCAUUGAGUUUCUUCCUCCUCAUGAGAUAACAGAAACACACAUUAUAAUAAACAUCACUGGAUUCUGUGAUUAUGGCCUCACCAAGGAUGAGGCUCCUGUCUUCCCUAUCCAGGGGCUUGUGUUGUUAUUCUACCAACCGUUUGUCCCUGAAGAGAGGUCCAUCCUGAAUAUGUUGUUGCUUCCCAGUAAUGUUGUGAGAAAAGAGGUGAGCUGGAGCCCUACAACCCCAGAAACCUUCUUCUAUCUGGCUGGAGUUCAAUCAAACACACAAUGGGAAAUGUAAUACUGGCAUAACGGCUAAACAUUUAAUCAAACCAUUAUGGAGAGAAGCAAGUGUGACUGAAUUCCAUCUGUUGACCUUUUUGAUCUUAUUGCAUUAUUCUCAAGCUUUAAGUCGUUUUUUUACUCACAUUCUCUGCAAUUAUUUUUAAAAAGAGGGUUUUUUGAAGCACAAUUAACCUGUCUAUUGUUGGUCUUUUCAAGGUGCGGUGAUUGAAAGGGAUGGAAUGUGAGACCUUUUAACAACUUCUCAGUGUAAACUUCCCCCGACGCAAGAAUACGCCUUCUCCACUAAUUCCACAGAUGCACAUCGAAUACAAUAUUUGAGUAAUACAUUUUUUAUUACAAUGUAAUUUUUUAUUUCAUUGUCACUUCCUAUGAAAGCAACUACUACCCCACAUUUCAGUUGUUUUUUCUGAAAGAAAAGGAAGGUGAUGAACUUGUAUGGAACGGACUUGUCUGGUUGCCAGGUAACAAACAUUCAGAGCUCAAAUCCAAUCAAAUGAAGUCAGACCCGUAGUACUAUUACAUGUUUUUAGUUCUCUUACAGCGUUAUUGUUAUUGAACUAUGAUGUCAUUAUAUCAUAUGAUUAUGGUUGGUUAUAAUGAAUAUACCUUUUAUCAGAUAGUAAAACACCAUCUCUUUUCAGCCUCACCAACAGAUGUCACCUCUACAAGUUCACUGACAUUCACCAUCAUUAUAAACCUCUCGAUAACAAACUACAGAUUAAUCACCAUUCUAAACCUCUCAAUAACAAACUAGAGAUUCAUCACCAUUAUAAACCUCUCAAUAACAAACUAGAGAUUCGUCACCAUCAUAAACCUCUCAAUAACAAACUAGAGAUUCAUGACCAUUAUAAACCUCUCAAUAACAAACUAGAGAUUCAUCACCAUUAUAAACCUCUCAAUAAGUAAAAAAUAUAUAUAUUUAAAGAGCAGCAGUAAAAUAAAAUAACAGUAGCGAGGCUAUAUAACGUGGGGUGCCGGUACAGAGUCAAUGUGCAGGGGUACAGGUUUGUCAAUUUGUUUCAUAAGAGUUGUAAAUUCUCUGAAAAUAAAAAAUGUAGUUAUUCUCUCUAUCAUGUUAUAUAAAUAGUUCCCCAUUACUUUAUAUGUAAUAAAAAAAUAAUAUAUAUAAUUAUAAUAAUAAAACGUAUUCGUUUUCUUGGGGUUUAUUGAGCCAGAAAGUCACCACAUCUGCCACCAAAGCUUCCUUGUCUUUGUUGUUGUCCACUAGUGAAUGUUUGAUUUCUUUGAGUUUCUCAUGGAUGAAGAUCGACAACUUCAGUUCAUGUAGAAAAUGGUAUCCAUGGUAUAUGAUAAAAUGAAGAACCAUAGGGGUAACUAUGGUAACCCCUUUUUAUUGUUGAACCCUUCCUUUGGGCUCGGGGCGGGGUUAACGUACCACCAGCAUACUCCGUUUUUUUUCAGGGGUUGACCCUUCUGGGGCCUCGUUUCACCCAAUAUCCUUAGUAUCCAUAGGUAUAAUACACUUCCUUAGUUUAACAAUACUCUGCCUGCGUUGGCUCUGUACAAAGAGAGCAUCCACUAACUCAAACAAUUUCAAUUCCAUUAUAUCCCAGCCUAUAAAAGGAAUAAGCAUACGUAACCUAAAAUCCCCUGUCAGCCCCCCAUCACGGAGGUUCCCGUUAACUGAUUUUUCUCGUUGCUGAUAUAGAGCUCCACGCCUCCACAAGGAAGUCCAUUCUUUCUUUGUAUUUUCACCCUAUGAAAUAUUCUUCCUGAGGAGUCAGGGGCACCUUCCCACCGGGCCUUGUACCCCGUGUACAGGCUAUAACCCUUUGAGGUAACUCUCAGUUCAGGACACACCACCUUGCGAAACACAUACCAGUCUUCAAUCCUGUAGUCCACUCCUAAGGUUUGGUCUGUAUAUUCUUCUCCUUGGGCUAAGGUAUAUGGUUUCACUCUAUAGAUAGGGUAAUCAAACAUAUACCCCCAUAGUUGUCCAUUAGACAUCAACACUUGAUCUUUCAGUACAGUUACGGGAGGUAUUUUGGUUCUAUAGAAAUGUAGAAAAGUAUUUUUUGGAGCAUCAUAUAUUGAUGAUGUCUACUCAUCCCUUUAUGAUAUAGCCUGGGUCCUACUUCCAAUGUUAAUGUCAUCACGGGCGGGUCAGUACUUAACAAAUCCAUGUUUUCUUAAUUUUUUCUUUAGAGUUUUCUGUGGUUUGUCUCUCUUGAGGUUUCUUGUCGCUCGUAGUGUUCACAGGACAAGUCUAACACUUACUUAUACUCAGGCAGACCUACCCUGGAAAUUACUUUUUCAUUCUACAAGGGGUCACAAGCUCACUACCCAGCAUUGUAAUUUUUAUUCGGUAAAGUUAGUGUGGAAGAGGUGAAAAAAUUAUUGUUGUCUAUCAACAAUGACAAGCCACAGGGGUCUGACAACUUGGAUGGAAAAUUACUGAGGAUAAUAGCGGACGAUAUUGCCACUCCUAUUUGCCAUAUUUUCAAUUUAAGCCUACUAGAAUGUGUGUGCCCCCAGGGUUGGAGGGAAGCAAAAGUCAUUCCGCUACCUAAGAAUAGUAAAGCCUCCUUUACUGGCUCAAAUAGCCGACCAAUCAGCCUGUUACCAACCCUUAGUAAACUAUUGGAAAAAAUUGUGUUUGACCAGAUACAAUGCUAUUUUACAGUAAACAAAUUGACAUCAUACUUUCAGCAUGCUCAUAGAGAAGGACAUUCAACAAGCACAGCACUUACACAAAUGACUGAUGAUUGGCUAAGAGAAAUUGAUGAUAAAAAGAUUGUGGGGGCUGUUUUGUUAGACUUCGGUGCAACUUUUGACAUAAUCGAUCAUAGUCUGCUGCUGGAAAAACGUAUGUGUUAUGGCUUUACUCCACCUGCUAUAUUGUGGAUAAAGAGUUACCUGUCUAACAGAACACAGAGGGUGUUCUUUAAUGGAAGCCUCUUCGACAUAAUCCAGGUAGAAUCAGGAAUUCCCCAGGGCAGCUGUCUAGGCCCAUUACUUUUUCAAUCUUUACUAAUGACAUGUCACUGGCUUUGAGUAAAGCCAGAGUGUCUAUGUAUGAGGAUGACUCAACACUAUACAUGUCAGCUACUACAGCGACUGAAAUGACUGCAACACUUAACAAAGACUAGCAGUUAGUUUCAGAGUGGGUGGCAAGGAAUAUGUUAGUCCUAAAUAUUUCUAAAACUAAAAGCAUUGUAUUUGGAACAAAUCAUUCACUAAACCCUAAACCUCAACUAAAUAUUGUAAUAAAUAAUGUGGAAAUUGAGCAAGUUGAGGUGACUAACCUGCUUGGAGUAACCCUGGAUUGUAAACUGUCAUUGUCAAAACAUAUUGAUACAACAGUAGCUAAGAUGGGGAGAAGUAUGUCCAUAAUAAAGCGUUAUUCUACCUUCUUAACAGCACUAACAAGGCAGGUCCUCUUCAGGCCCUAGUCUUGUCACACCUGGACUAAUGUUCAGUUGUGUAGUCAGGUGCCACAAAAAAGGACUUAGGAAAAUUGCAAUUGGCUCAGAACAGGGCAGCACGGCUGGCCCUUGGAUGUACACAGAGAGCUAAUAUUAAUAAUAUGCAUGUACAUUUCUCCUGGCUCAAAGUGGAGGAGAGAUUGACUUCAUCACUGCUUGUGUUUAUGAGAGGUGUUGACAUGUAGAAUGCACCGAGCUGUCUGUUUGAGCUGCUGGCGCACAGCUCGGUCACCCAUGCAUACCCCACAAGACACGCCACCAGAGGUCUCUUCACAGUCCCCAAGUCCAGAACAGACUAUGGGAGGUGCACAGUACUACAUAGAGCCAUGACCACAUGGAACUCUAUUCCACACCAAGUAACUGAUGCAAGUAGUAAAAUUAUAUUUAAAAAAACAGAUUAAACACCUUAUGGAACAGCGGGGACAGUGAAGCAACACAACAUAGGCGCAGACACAUGCAUACACACACACGAUAACAUACUCACUAUACACACACGUACACAUGGAUUAAUACUGUAGAUCUGUGGUAGUGGUGGAGUAGGGGCCUGAGGGCACACAGUGUGUUGUGAAAUCUGUGAAUGUAUUGUAAUGUUUUUAAAAUUGCAUGAACUGUCUUAAUUUUGCUGGACCCCAGGAAGAGUAGCUGCAGCCUUGACAGGAACUAAUGGGGAUCCAUAAUAAAUACAAAUACGCAGGAAAUCCGUAAUCCUCUGGAAAACAAGGGAAUUUAUUGAAAGUUCCAGGAAUGUUGCAACCCUACUCCUACAUCCCGUACCAGACAGACAGACAGGCAGACUAUUAACAUACAGUAUAUUUUCAUGUUUUCUUCAUAACUUAAAUAAAUCCCACAAAGGCAAUAAAGGAGUCCGAAUAUUAUUACAUUAUAAAUACAACCUGGGAUUCAACUGGAAACAUAAAGAACAAGACAAUAUCAGAGAUGUUGUUUCAACUUUAUCGCUGGAUAAGAAUGGCUUCUCUCGCCCACCUGUUUUGGUUUGGUGUCAGUUUGUCCACUAGAGGGCGACGAACUUACUAGAGACCUAUAGGGAGGAUGUGCCACAGGAUGGGAUGGGCUGCUGAAAACGAAAGGAAAUUAGCGCUCUACUAUCAGGCUUCAUUACUUUCCUGUCGGCUGUCUGCACCUGUAGUGUCUAAAAAUGGACUGGUUCAGGGUAAGAAAAUAGUUUUAAAAAAAACUGAGUAUGCUGUUAUUUAAUGGAAUCUGGAAAUAUGAAAAGUAACUGAAAAGUUUGUUGUUAAUAAACAGUAAAGUAGGCUACAUUGUAUUCAUUUCAUAUUUGAUUUAUAGCAACACGGAAGUGCGAGAUUGACUCGAUCAAAGUAAUGGGAACAACGGGGAAAAUAACUUUACAUGAUGAAAUGCAACAACGUCUGAUGUAAUAGUUCAUAGGCCUACUUUUAAAAUGUCUAGGUAAUAAUCUAGCUAUGAAUUAAUAACGCAGUAAUGUUAAUAUCCAAUGAUUUCAUAUCUACCACUUUGCAUGUCAUUCGAAGGAGUGAAGGCUGAAAUAAUCUACAUUUUAGCUGGUAAACUUUUGCGAUUUCAAUCACAUACCAUCUCAAUCAAGAGAUGUUGGCAAGAGAAAGUUGUAUUACACGCCCAGACCCUAAACUAGUUUGAUAUCAUCAGUUACAGUGCCGUGUGUGGAUGUGCACAUAUAUGCGGAGGGUAGAACAUGUAGGCUUUCCCAUGUGGUCCUGAAUAGAAAAUACUGCAGACAAGACACAGACUGUGUGUGGUGUGUGGUGUGGUGUGGUGUGGUGUGGUGUGUGUGUGUGUGUAGGAGAUAUCUGCCUCUGAGAAGGAAAGGAAGCCAGCAGGGGAGGAGAGUGAAGAGGCAUCCAGCACCUCUUCUAGAAUGUGAGUGAACAUAGAGUAUAUUAUCUAUUAUCUACCUGGUACAGCCAGGGCCACCCCUCAGAGUGGAUAUGAGUGGACAUAGAGUAUAUUAUCUAUUAUAAACUAGGUGGUUUGAGCUCUUCUUUCUCAGGUACAGCCUCAACCUCUCAUCUGUCCUUAUUCCCACCAGCCCCGAAUUAUCCCUUUCCAGUAUGGUUACCCUCCAGGUCCUCCUCCUUCCUUCUGUCUAAUCUAGGACGUUUUUCUGGUAUCUCAGGACUGCUCAGGUCACAGGUAGAGGACGGUUAGAGAAAUGUAGGAUCACUUCUACCCUCAUAUGUUAAAACACCUGUACUCACUGUCAUAGUCAGUUCUACAGUAUGAAAUGAUACAGUCCACACAUACAGUCUAGAUAAUUAACUAAUCUCUCAUGGACACUAUGAGUGGUGGGGGUCAGACUGCAUCCCUACACACACACACACACACACCAUUUGACAAAAAGGCUGUGAUUAUAUGUGGUGGGGGGUGUGCUGGUGUGUAAAGCAACACUAAAAAUUUUUUACUUUUUUGGUACCAAAAAAGAUUUUAUUAUUUUUUGGGGGAAUUUUUUUAUUAAAAUUUUAUGGAAAGGGGAACAUUAAUUUAUUUAAUGUAUUCCUUAAACCCACCCCCCCCAAAACCUUUUAUUAAAAAAAGGAAAAAAGGGUUUUGGGAUUAAAAGGUCAUAAUCUUUGCUAUAAAUUUCAAAUGUUUUUUAGGCUGCCCCUUAUCAUUCAAAAACUCACCCCUAACGUUUUCUACGGGUUUUAGACACCGACAAUAAGCGGGGUAAAGGUGGGGGGGUUUUUUGUGCUGCUUCUGAGAGGAAGUGCCCAAAUUUUUUUUCCCCCGUUUUAAAGGACAUAGUUGGGUGUUUUGGGCCCUUUUGUUAUUUUUUAUCUGUCCCCCCGCAACCGAAUGAGCAUAGGAAGUCUAUCACUGGGGGGGUACGUUUCCAUAACCCAAGUGAAAUAAAAUGUAAAAGGCCCCUGGACAUUCAGAACAUGAAAUUUUAUAUCCAAGCACCGGGGAAAAAAAAAAAAAAAAAAAGAUAUUUUCCUUUAAACUUUUUUUUUAUUGAUUUUUUUCAUGAGGAAAAAGGGAAUAGGGAACGUAAAUGAUCACAGCAUGGGGGGUGGUGGUGUAGGGGAACAGAGCAUGCGAUGAGAAUGGAGAACAACCGUUGAAGAUCACAAUGUGGGUUUGGGGUAUGAGAAUGAGGUAUUGAAGGACCAUAGAAUGAUUCUAGAGUCCUCCCAAAUAUUAAUGUGUUAUGUUUUUUAUUUUAUAUCAGUAGUCAGUUUUUAUUUCUUCCUUAUAUUGAUCAUUUUUGUUUUUUUUUAGGCCCCCAUGUUGGAUGUUCCCGCUCGCUGCUGCCCACUCUGGAGGGCUCACUGAAGAAAGUGAAACGUUCAGACAUCCCGACUGUGUCCAGCUCCCGAUGAGACCCAGUUGGAGAAGGUUGACUACAGGUCACAGUGGAUCAUUGGGUUUGGAAACUACGGCACUGAGAAAGCUUUGGGAUCACACUGUGCCUGAGAAGGUGAACCGAAUGAUGUACGAGAAUUUAGAGAGAGAUUACAGACCAGAAGGAAAAACACCGUAAAACUGUGUUAAAAAAAAUGUGUCAUAAACGUCCUUCAAAAAAGACAACAUGAUUUAAAUAGAAUGAAAGAUGAAAGGAAAAGUAAACGAAAAAUAUACCUUUUAUUCUCUUCAAUUCUAAAAAUACACCACGCAAAAGAUGGUGGAACGACUCCAGACACGGGUAAUGUGAAGAGAGAGAGACGAAAAGCAGCUGACGGAAGUUUAGAGUUGGGACAGAGAGGCAUCGGGAGCAAAAGUCCUGGAAUCACAAAGGUAAAGUUUUAUGGUCCGGGUGAGGGGAUGGGGGAUGUUUGGGGUUUAACACCCCCACUUUCCUUUGGGAUCUAACAUUUACCUGCACAAUCUUUGCCAUCCCCCAAAGCCCUUGAAAAUUUCAAAUAUUGUAUAACUCUAAAAAAACAUUCCUUACCUCAGGAUAUUUCAGGGGGUGACAAAUUUUUUCCUUACCUCGGAUACUUCAACUGGUGACAAAUUUUUUCCUUACCCAGGAUAUUUUCAACUGGUGACUAUAAAUUCCUUACCUCAGGAACUUCAACUGGUGAACCAUUCCUACCCGGGAUACUUAAAUGGUGAUACCUUUUUCUACCUCGGAACUUAAAACUGGGGGACACCCGGGAGAAUAAUAAAAAGGAGCACUCUUUUCCCGGGGUAGAUUGAUAGAUGAUUUUUUGAAAACAACAGGAGCUUGUUUUGAAAUGUUUUUUUGGAUAUAAAGUCCCUCAGUGGAGCACCUGUUUUCCUUUUUGUUAAGCUGAGCUAAAGCGCUUUUGGGUUACUUUUUUUUCAUUGUUUUAAACUUCUUUCAACUCUGCUAGUUGUCCUGACCAAAAUACCCGCAGGAAAAAGUAUUUUUUGUACAGAUUUUCCAAAAUGGGGAUUGAUUGUUUUCCCCUUCAUCAUUUCACCAAACGUCACAAAAAAAAGUCGUGAUAUGUGUGUACAAAAAGGAUACAGAAGACUUGGUGGAAAUUUUAGGCAUAGGAAAAAGCAAUGAAGAAAGAUACCUGCGAUCAUUUGGGUCGUAUGUCUGUCGUGUGAGUGGUGUUGGUCUUCUGUAGUCUACAGAGGUUCCAAGGGGAAGGUAAGCCCCCUCCUGAUGCCUUCAUCGCCUCAUCAUUACCCCUGUUGGAACCAGGAUCAUCUCACCAUCGGCCCCCUCUCCAUGUCUCACCACGGGAAAACCCCUCCUGUUCACCACCCGGGACACUCUCCAAUGUCUCACCAUCAGGACACCUUGUCCCCUCCCCACGGGGUCCCCUCUCCACUUUCCUCCUCUCCAGCUCCCUCUCCACGUUCACUCCUGUCUCCAUUCCGGGGGUGACCUUCCUUUUUCCCCCCUCCAUCCUGGUAAAAUUCAAUAUAUAAUAUAUAUACUUACAAUGAGGAGGAGGGGAUAUUUGGUUGAAUACUGUUUUUUUUGGGAAUUUCAGGAGUUUUGCAAUGAAUUACCCCCGACAUAUCACGCAAGGAAACAUCCCGGUAAUUUGAUGUUUUUUUUCCUUGUUCUUAUUCUUUUUUUGUAGAACGUGGAACAUAUUUCUUUUUGUUUUUCUACAGGUUCCAGUCCCCAAGUGCAGGUCUGUUCCAGUGCUAUAACAGGCCGGGGUGUUAGGAGGGAGGGAGAGGGAGAGGUGCUCUAUAGGACAGUCCCCUGGAACAGGAGGCUUCUAGCCCAGAGAGGCCAGAGACCUGCAGGACCCCUGUUCAACAUCGAUGCCCUCAGAAGUCUGUUGCCAACUACACCUCCACACUCUCAGAUUCAUUCUGGUAAGUAUUCAUUUCAAGUAAACUUUCUGGAAUAAAAGAGGAAUUUCACUUUCAAGACUGCUCUAAGAAGAUUACUCUGCUAAUAUUCUACCAUUGUCUUGGUUGUCAUUUAUAUUGUAGUAUAUCUGAGAAAGAUCUAAAUGUUCUCUUUCUUUCCCAGGUGGUGGAUGUGACUUCCUGUCUGUAGCCCAUGUGACUGAUGACAUCAUUGAGUUUCUUCCUCUCAUGAGA
Messenger RNA from Coregonus sp. 'balchen', 11495 nucleotides. Lineage: Eukaryota; Metazoa; Chordata; Actinopteri; Salmoniformes; Salmonidae. The record is from the annotation of a GenBank genome assembly.